Molecule: messenger RNA, 2161 nt
Organism: Alligator mississippiensis (American alligator)
Lineage: Eukaryota; Metazoa; Chordata; Crocodylia; Alligatoridae
Product: red-sensitive opsin
Exons: 6
Coding region: 150-1244 (364 amino acids)
Biological process (GO): visual perception; G protein-coupled receptor signaling pathway; phototransduction
Cellular component (GO): photoreceptor outer segment; membrane
Molecular function (GO): G protein-coupled receptor activity
Source: RefSeq, a predicted model, not a curated record
AGGGGUUUUCUUGGGGAUCUGUGUAGGGGCCAGGCCCUGUGUAGGGGUCUCUGUAGAGGUUAGGAAUCUCUGUGUAGGGGUCAGGCCCUGUGUAGGGGCCUGUGUGGGGCUCAAGGUUCUCCCUUUGAAGGCUAGCAGUCAAGGGUGCCAUGGCAGGGUGGGCAGGAGCUGUGGGGGCCCGGCGGUACCAGGAGGAUGAGGAAACCACCCAUGGCAGCAUCUUUGUCUACACCAACAGCAACAACACGCGGGGCCCAUUUGAGGGCCCCAACUACCACAUUGCGCCACGCUGGGUAUACAACCUCACCUCGUUGUGGAUGCUGCUGGUGGUCGUGGCCUCAGUGGCUACCAAUGGGCUUGUGCUGGUGGCCACGGCCAAGUUCCGCAAACUACGGCACCCACUCAACUGGAUCCUGGUGAACUUGGCUGUGGCUGACCUGGGCGAAACAGUGAUUGCCAGCACCAUCAGCGUCAUCAACCAGCUGGCUGGCUACUUCGUGCUGGGCCACCCGCUCUGUGUUAUUGAGGGCUAUACCGUCUCCGUCUGCGGCAUCACAGGGCUGUGGUCGCUGGCUGUGAUCUCCUGGGAGCGCUGGUUUGUGGUCUGCAAGCCCUUUGGCAACGUCAAGUUCGACGGGCGCCUGGCACUGGGUGGCAUUGUCUUCUCCUGGCUCUGGGCAGCCUUCUGGACUGCACCCCCUCUCUUCGGCUGGAGCAGAUAUUGGCCACACGGGCUAAAGACAUCAUGUGGGCCAGACGUCUUCAGUGGCAACACGGACCCCAAUGUCCAGUCCUACAUGAUGGUGCUUAUGGCCACCUGCUGUAUCCUGCCCCUCAUCAUCAUCAUCUUCUGCUACCUGCAAGUCUGGCUGGCCAUCCGUGCGGUGGCAGCGCAGCAGAAGGAGUCAGAGACAACACAGAAAGCAGAGCGCGAGGUGUCGCGCAUGGUGCUGGUGAUGAUCGUGGCCUUCUGUGUCUGCUGGGGGCCCUAUGCGUCCUUUGCCUGCUUUGCAGCUGCCCACCCUGGCUAUGCCUUCCACCCCCUUGUGGCCUCGCUGCCUGCCUACUUCGCUAAGAGCGCCACCAUCUAUAACCCCAUCAUCUAUGUCUUCAUGAACCGCCAGUUCCGAAACUGCAUCCUGCAGCUGUUCGGGCGCAAGGUGGAUGAUGGAUCCGAGACCUCCACGGCUGCAUCUCGCACUGAUGUCUCCUCCGUCUCCAGCGCCUCUGUUGCCCCUGCCUGAGAUGCUCUCGCCGUGGAUGGAUGAAUGGACAGGCCUCACCUCCCUCAGCCCCCACAAGGACAGGUGGACAAGACCCCAUGGACAAACAGUGCUCCUCUCCCCCCCUCCCCCCCUGGACAGACAGAUGGACAAGACCUUCCCUCAGCCCUCUGGGGACAGACGGACAAGAUCCCCCAAGGACAGAUAGACAGAACCCUCCCUCAGUUCCCCCCAAGGAUGGACAGAUGGAGGAGACCCCCAUGGACAGAUUGGCAAACCUCUCUCCCACCACUGUAGAUGGAAAGUAAACCCCCCGCUCCCACUAUACACAGACAGACAGACAAGUGCUCCCCCACCUCCCAAGAACAGAUGGAUGGCCCCCCACUGAUCUCUCCCCUACUGACAGACAGACAGGACUCCCCUCCCCCCAUGACAGAACAACACACAGAUAACCCUGCAACCCCCUCUCUCCCUCCCCCUCCUCUGCUACAGGCAGGGGCAGUGUCUGGACCACAAGCCAUGCCCUCCUUGGAGGCCCCAACCCCCAGGAGCACUAGGCUUUGUCUCCCAUCCCCUCAGCCAGGACACCUGGGUUCCUUCCCCAACUCUAGGAGGGGAGGGGGGCUAGGGGGUGAAAGCAGCAGGGGCUGGGAACCUGGAUGCCUGGAUUCUCUGGAGGGAGGUGGGGAGUGUGUAGUCUAGAAGGGAGAGCUCGGGUGUCUGGGUGCCCCAGGAGGGGAGUGGGAGUCUGGGAGCCUGGAUACCUGGGUCCCCUCCUGGCACUCUACAUCCCAGAGGUGAUCACAUUGUGGGCAGACCCCCCACCUCCCACAGAAGUCCUGCCCCAUUGUCCUUCCCCUGCACGCUGUACAUAGCAUUCGAUAAUGACUUUGUGACCCCUGCUCUGUAGCCAAUAAAGCUCUGAUGCUUCUAUCCUG